Messenger RNA from Xenopus tropicalis (tropical clawed frog), 1509 nucleotides. It is a transcript of the gene atp6ap1l, whose product is annotated as ATPase, H+ transporting, lysosomal accessory protein 1-like. Lineage: Eukaryota; Metazoa; Chordata; Amphibia; Anura; Pipidae. The coding region runs from base 366 to 1430 and encodes 354 amino acids. The transcript is spliced from 7 exons. Gene Ontology annotation, cellular component: membrane; bounding membrane of organelle; endomembrane system. The record is from RefSeq and is a predicted model, not a curated record.
AUAUGCUUUACAAAUACCUGAAGUAUGUAUCAUGUCUCUAUGGAAGCUGCUGAAAGAAAGAACUACAUUUUAUUUUGAACACUUCAUUGUCUUGUUAUUUUUUUGUACAACAAAACAACCGCUAAUUAAACAGACCAAAGUGAUAGCAAAUCUAAAGAGUGUGAGAAGAGGUGCUAAAUGCAUGCAGUGCAAUGGCAGCUUCAGCCUUUUGUUGUGAAGUUGUGUCCUAUACAGUAUCAGGUCCUGUUUCCUAUUGGUGUAGAAGGAGUCACAUGUCAGACGUGGUAGCUGGAAGGUCAGUUCUUUUCUCUGCUACCUCAGAUUAGCAAAUGUAUUGGAACUGAAACGAUCUGCUAGGGCUCUCAAUGGCUAAGAAAAGAUUAUGCCUAAUUCUUGCUUUAAUAGACAUUGGGUUUUCUCAGUCCAAGGAAGCGUUCUCCUCAGAACUCACUAGCAGUUAUAAGUAUCAAACCACUUCUAGAAAAGAAUUGGUGUGGAAUUAUGGGCAAAACAACCAACACCGAGCAGGGCGGAAUCAUCCUUUGAAACAUCAAGGAACUGGGCAGGGGAUGUUAUACAAUAUUUUGAGAAGAGAAACGUUGCAUGAAGAAAUGAUCAUUGAGAAUAAAGCGCAUCGUCACAGGCUUAUAAACAUCACCUCAAAUGGCAAAACCUGCGUUCUGUUUAAAGCAAAAAGAAUAAUGAUACAAUUUAAGAAUGAAACUCAGUUGGAUCUAACAACUAAAAAUGUUAGUUUGCACGACACUAUAGACCUUGCCAGAUCAAGCUGCAAUGAAGAAAAUGCCACACUUUCACUAAAGUUUCUCAAUGUUGGAGUUUUAAGUGGACUUACAUUAAGAUUUCUACUAAUGAAAAGUUACUACAAGCUGUCUUUUCAAAACUGGUUUCAGUUGCACAAUGUACAGAUCAUUUUGAACAAUUCUGUGCAAGCAACGUUCAACACCACAUGGAUAUCUGCUCCGGUUGGCUCUUCUUUUCACUGCCACCAUAUCAGCAGCCUCAAGAAAUAUGAUGCACUGUUGGUUCCAAGCUCUGGAGAUGGCAGCACUAGAUUGUGGGAUCUCACUUUCCUGAAUUUCCAGAUACAGGCGUUUAAUGCUGAAGAUGGACAUUUUGGCUCUGCGAGAGACUGCACGACCUACAUGUCACCAGCCAUCCUUAUGGGGCUUGUCAUGUCUCUUAUUCUGCUGCUGGUUCUGGCCUAUGCACUCCACAUGCUUAUCCAUCUGAAAUCGAUUGACAAACACUAUCAAAGGAAAAAUUCUACCACCUACUUCCCUAAAACAAAAGACUAUUCUCAUGAAGAUGAGAGGGAGCCCCUAAGUGGCCGUCUACAAGAAUGUUAUGAACUGAGACAGCAACAGUAUAGCAAGCGUCACGUGCAGCCGUGUACAUCUGUUCCCUAUUAGCACUAUAAUUGACCAUUGUUUCCCCUUUGUGUAUUUCUGUUAUUCUGAUUUUGUAUUAAACACGGUUUCCAAGAACUGA